Molecule: messenger RNA, 1836 nt
Organism: Ambispora gerdemannii
Lineage: Eukaryota; Fungi; Glomeromycota; Glomeromycetes; Archaeosporales; Ambisporaceae
Source: the annotation of a GenBank genome assembly
AUGCAACAUGAUGAGAAUUUGUGUAAUAAUACGCCAAAACCACAACAGCGAAUAGAGAAUCGAGUGCUUGAAGAGAAUUCGUCGCCUCAAUUUGAAGGAAUAGGAGGACGUAUCCUUCCUCAUCCUGGUGGUUUCUCGUAUCAAGAUGUAACAAAUACUCUUCCACCGUUGAAAAAUUUUCCCGCGCAACAACCACCUUCACCCCAGCCACCUCCAACGCCACUUCAAAAGUCUCGAAAAACAUGGACAAGUGAAGACGACAAUUUGCUUCGGUUAGCUGUCGAAAUCUAUGGAGACCACACGGACAAGUGGUCGAAAAUAGCUGCAUGUGUUCCAAACAGAACAAAUAAAAAUUGCAGGAAGCGUUGGUUUCAUUCUCUUGACCCUAGUUUGCGAAAAGGUCCGUGGACACCCGAAGAAGAUGAUCUAUUGACGAAAGGAUAUGAGCAGUAUCGUGGAAAAUGGAGUCUAAUUGCUAAAAAUAUUCCUGGACGAACUGAUGAUCAAUGUGCUAAAAGAUGGCGAGAAAGCUUGAAUCCAGAAAUUUGUAAACAACAAUGGACCGCGAAGGAAGAUGAAUUGCUGCGAAAUAAAUAUAAUGAAUUGGGUAGUAAGUGGCAAGAAAUUGCUAAAUUUUUUCCUGGUCGUCCUGGAUUACAUUGUCGUAAUAGAUGGCGAAAAAUAGAAAGAAGUCAACAAAAUAAAAAAGAUUCUUUGUCGCCGUCAGCCAAUGAAGUUUCGCAAAUGUCUGAAAUUGAGAUGAUUCCUCAAAGUUUGGACGAGGCCUCAUCAUCUUCAUUAUCGUCCUCUUCCUCGGCUACGGCUACUAAUGAUAUGACGGCUUAUAGGCAGGUCGUAGAAAACGACACAGAAUCGUUGGAAAAUUCGACCUCUCUUAUGGAUUUAAUGCCGAUGACGACGUUAAUGCAUGAUAAUGAUGUGACAAUGGAAAGUACUAAUUCAAUGUUAUCAGAAAUUUCGCCCACUUCGACAACGAUAGAGGAAACUUUAACAACUUCUACUGCCUCCAGUAAUCCUAGUAUUUCUUCCUUGCUGUCGCCAAGUGUUUCAUCGACACAAACAGCACCACAUAGCAUAUUGGAAAUCAUGGAUCCACCUCAAUUUGUUCCUUCAAUUUCUAUGGUCCAAACUACUCCGCCGCCACCCCCAACUUUUACAGAAGUUUCUUAUUCCCCGCUUGAAGAAAAUUCAGUUGUUGAUACUUCCAUGGAAAUACCGGAAAUAGAUUUCGAUCAUUCAAAAAAACCAUAUGGUUGUGGGAUCGAUGGCUGUACUUAUACUUCCAAUAAUGCAAAUGGUUUAUUCUAUCACUCAAAAUCUGUUCACCCUGAAGCUGCGAAUAUUGAUAAGCCAUUUCAAUGCGCGAUGCCCGGAUGCCACAAAAGAUAUAAAAAUAUCAAUGGACUUGAGUAUCAUCUUAAUAAUGCCAAAGGCUCAUCUGGACAUAAAAAUGACGCUACUGAAGAGGGAACUAAUAAUCAGUAUGCACCAAAACCAUAUGAAUGUAGAGUAGUUGGUUGCAAAAAAAGUUAUAAAAAUCAAAAUGGCUUAACUUAUCAUUUGGAACAUGCACAUAAUAACAUCAAUAACUCUAAUAAUAUCGAUGCGUCAAGGAAAUCUAUAAAAGUUACAAAAAAUAAUACAUCUCAAUCACUAUCAUCUAAUAACGAUAGUACACUCCGAACAUCUUCUAUUACUGGUGAUCCUACUAUUACCUUUGAAUCUCGUAAUUUGUCUGAUCAGCAUCUUGUAUCCUCUAUCAACAAUACUAUACGAAAUGAUAUCAGAUUUAUUCUCCCACGUCCUACUCGAUAG